AUAUCCGCCUACAUUUGUUUAUAUUUAUAAACUUUUUUUUUUGCAAUUUGCGCUUUUAAACAAAUGGAGAAAGAAUAGCUUUCCAAAGAUAGAAAAUAACAAUGUCGUUUGGCUAGAACCAAAGCGCAGAUUGCGGCGCCGCUAAUAGUCUGUCUGCUGCUCUACACGCCGCAGUAUCGUGUGUUUAUUGUGCGCAAAAUUAAUUGUAAAGAAAUCAGAUAUAUAUUAUACAUAUGUAUAUGUAUGUGAAACGGUGAAGAGGCACGGCCUGUGGUGACGAUAUCAAAAAUCUAAAAAUAUAAUCAACACGCAAAAACGAAAAAAAAGUGUAAAAAGCGAUAACACGGUGAAAAUGGUCUACUCCAUACAGAACUCGGAGACGGGUGAACUCCAUUACAUCCACCGUGAUUUGUCCAAUGUAAGGCAACAAGUUUUAGACUUGGAAACUGGUGAGCCCUUAAACGGAACGAAAGUAAAGGUGCGCUAUGUCAAGCAUAAUAAUUUUCAAAUACCAAAGAAGUUUCUUUGUGACCCUAAUGAAAAAGAAACGGAGGAGAAGAACCUCUACAAUGACGGCAGUCCACCAGCAGCCACCACACCGAUGCAUGGUGAAGGAGAAGAAAAGUUCCCUCAAUUUUAUAAAAAAGAGGAUUUCAUCAAAAUGGACGGUGUGAGGAAUGAUAUCAUUUUAGGCUAUCACAAGCAGACUUAUCAAUUAUUUCUUAUACCAACCUUAUUUUGCUGCUCCCUUGGCUUGUUUUUCAUAAUGCUACUGAGCGAGUCGAUUCUACAUUGUUGGGCGCACAAGAAAAACUCUUUAAACAUUAGUAAAAUAUAUUAUUUUCGCAGUCCCCUACAUUUGGUGACGUCACAAUUUUGUACGGUCUGUCGCAGGGAAAACGAAAUGAAGAAGAUCGAAAUUUUCCAAGCGUUGAACAAACAGGUGUUGCAAGCGGCUAGACAAUCGAAAACUCUCAAAGAUAUGAGCAAAGUUAUAAGCUAAAAUGUAAAUUCACUUCGCAUUACGUUGCAAUUAGAUGCUGCAAGUAAAAUGCUUUCCGAAAGUCGUUGAAACCUUAACUUUGCUUAACGGCAUCCUGAGAUCAGAAUUUGCGUUAAGUGGUUCAAAUUACACCACAUAAUUGUUUUUCAAAGGCGAAUAGAAAAUAUUCAUCAGAGAUACAUAAGUACUCUUUGAGAGCUAAAUGCUUUCUGGAAGCAAUUUACUUGCCACAUCGCAGUAUAUUUGUAUUAUUUAUAUUAAAUUUUAAUAAAUAAAUAAAAAACAUAAGGAAAACAA
This is a messenger RNA of Bactrocera latifrons, 1300 nucleotides long. RefSeq lists its product as uncharacterized. The transcript is spliced from 4 exons. The coding region runs from base 353 to 1003 and encodes 216 amino acids. The record is from RefSeq and is a predicted model, not a curated record. Lineage: Eukaryota; Metazoa; Arthropoda; Insecta; Diptera; Tephritidae.